AUGGCUCUCAGUAGCUCUCUGGUGCCUCCUCUGUGGAAGUGCAGUGGAGGCAGAGGGUGUCCCCCUCUGCUGGUCAGCACCAGGAAGUUCCUGCCCAACGAGAAGCGAGCGCGACGCAGAGAGUAUAGCUCCGACAGAGGCAACGAGAAGGCCCACUCCCCUGGGAAGAGAGGAGAGAAGAGUGAGGAGAGGAGAGAGGUGUCCUGUUGGGUUGUUGUGCUCUUGAGCACUGACCUGAGUCCUUGGAAGGUGCUGGUUCUCUCCUCUUCACGGUGCUGA
Messenger RNA from Knipowitschia caucasica, 279 nucleotides. The record is from the annotation of a GenBank genome assembly. NCBI's taxonomy places the organism in Eukaryota, Metazoa, Chordata, Actinopteri, Gobiiformes, Gobiidae.